AUGAAAGCCAAGCUCCGCACCUCGGGCCCCGUCGAGGUUGUCGACCCGCUCUUCCUCAACCCGCGCCCCAAGAUCGGUGGCGAGUACAAGGCGGCGCUCAAGCGGCUCCUGCGAGCCAGGGUCGGCGGCAUACGCGAAGGGGACAAGCCGCUGCUCCAGGCCGUCAUGCCCACGCUCAUCCGCGCCGCCAACGACCCCCUCAUGCCGGACCCCGACCGCUUCUACCAGGACCCGGACUACUUCCCGGACUACACUGGCAUCUUGCGGCUAGUGCAGCAGCUGCGGGCGUGGUAUGGCACCCGGACGUAUUUCUAUCGAUGA
This is a messenger RNA of Colletotrichum higginsianum IMI 349063, 321 nucleotides long. RefSeq lists its product as uncharacterized. The transcript has a single exon. The coding region runs from base 1 to 321 and encodes 106 amino acids. The record is from RefSeq and is a predicted model, not a curated record. Lineage: Eukaryota; Fungi; Ascomycota; Sordariomycetes; Glomerellales; Glomerellaceae.